AUGGCAGAGCCGACGUACGGCGCCGUGCCAUCCCCGGAGCCCGAUUCCUUGUCCUCCUCUUUCCUGGCAGUGGAGCAGCGGGCCGCCGUGGUUCUAGUCCUGGUUCUUCUGCUCUUCCUCGGCAUGCUGAUGGUGCGCUGCUUCCGGAUCCUCUUGGACCCGUACCGGAGCAUGCCAUCUUCCAACUGGACUGACUGCACAGAUAAGGACGCCUUGGACUACCGCAUCGUCUCCUGA
Messenger RNA from Nerophis lumbriciformis (worm pipefish), 237 nucleotides. NCBI's taxonomy places the organism in Eukaryota, Metazoa, Chordata, Actinopteri, Syngnathiformes, Syngnathidae. The record is from RefSeq and is a predicted model, not a curated record.